AUGUCUGCAUACGAGAACGUGAUAGGUGGGAAGCUGAAGCUGAAGGGUAAAGCACUGGACGUGGAAGCUGGCGGCAUUACUAAAAAGAAGAAGAAGAAACACAGUCACAAGAAGCAUCAUGAUCUUGAUCAAUAUGCAGCAGAUGGAAAUACAGCAUUAUCAAUCGUUCAUGCUGAGGAUAUAAACGAGACAGGCAAAUAUGAUGAACACGGGCAGACUGGAAAGUAUGAUGAUCAUCUUACACCAGCUGAGAAGCAAUAUCUCCUGCAGUGGGAGAAAAUUGAUCUCCAGAGGAUGGCUAAGAUGGCCAGCAAAUCUCAUCGUGAUCGGAUUCAGGAAUUCAAUCAAUAUCUGGCUAAUCUAAGUGAGCAUUAUGACAUUCCUAAGGUGGGACCUGGUUAG
Molecule: messenger RNA, 402 nt
Organism: Dovyalis caffra
Lineage: Eukaryota; Viridiplantae; Streptophyta; Magnoliopsida; Malpighiales; Salicaceae
Source: the annotation of a GenBank genome assembly